This is a messenger RNA of Pogona vitticeps (central bearded dragon), 1390 nucleotides long. The record is from RefSeq and is a predicted model, not a curated record. NCBI's taxonomy places the organism in Eukaryota, Metazoa, Chordata, Lepidosauria, Squamata, Agamidae.
AGCCGCAGGUGCCCAGCGGGUGAGACGGGGGUGGGCAGCCGGCGGAACGGCCCGAGACUUGGACAGCCACCCGCGGGAUGUCUGGCGAGAGCGAGGAGAUCACCCGCCUCCGCAAGCCCCGCUUCUCCUACGAGGAGAACCAGAUCCUGAUCCAAGAGGUGCGGGCCAACUAUGCCAAGCUCUACGGCACCCAGAGCCGCCGGGUGACCGUGGCCGAGCGCCGGCGGGUCUGGGAAGGCAUCGCGGCCAAGAUCAACGGCAUCACCAGCUGGAAGCGGACCGGCCAGGAGGUGCAGAAGCGCUGGAAUGACUUCAAGCGGCGCACCAAGGAGAAGCUGGCCCGGGUGCCCCACUCCACCCAAGGGGCGGGCACGGCAGGCGAGGAGACCUUCCUGGCCGAGGAGGAGACCAUCUUUGCCAUCCUGGGGCCCGGGGGUGCACUCGGCGUAUCCAGCGGGCAGUGCAGCCCCUGACAAGGAGGCCCUAGUGAGGAAUCGAACUCCCAGCCUCUGGCUUUGCAGCCAAAGACCGAAAUACCGGCCGGGGGCCACCCGUCAUCCUGCAGCCCAAAGACUUCGGCCCACCGGGUUUCCUGCUACUCUCUAGAUGGGGGCCUGCUGAGACCCAAGGAACGUGACUCACCGGCGCCCCCAUCAGCCCAGCCCGCGUCGCUGCAGAUUGUCCAGCUGGCUCCGUCUCCGGCCAGCUUGGGUUGCGGACCACACGCUGAACCCUCCCCCAUGGAGCCGCCGGGUGCCACCCCGUGCCCUUCGACGUCCCCGCUGCCACGGCGCCGGCGCACCUGCCUUGACCCCGCUGGCGAGCCUCCUCUGGAUUUCUUGCAAGCCCAGAGAGAGACCGCUGAAGCCAUCCGCGAGCUGAACUACACCCUACGGCAAGGCCUGGAGCGGCUGACCGACAUCGUGGCAGCUCUGCUCCCCCUCCUUCCGGUUCAGACGAAUAACGUGUCGCCUCCGCAGGAGGGGAUCCCUGCUCCGGCACCACCUCCUUCCUCGGAGACGCUGCUUCCCAGAGACGCCUUUACCACCAAGGUGGAACCCUCCCUGGAGCCGGAAGAGUACGAGGCUAGGUCUCCAGGAGAUGAAGGACAGCCCGUAGUGGCUGAAACUGGGACGUCCCCAACCCGGGUCCCUCCUCCCCAAAAGGGGAGGAAGGGGAUCCCCACCCGCAAACGCAGGGGGCGCUGGAAGAACGUGUGAGCAUCCUUGCUCGGAAGGACCUGCUGCUGUUCCCCCACCCCCAGCACAGGGAGAGAGGGGAAGGAGGGAUGCAUGCCUCCUGGAGAGGGUGAGGCCUUAAGUGACUUUCCUGCACACACACACACACACACCCUUGGAGUUCCCUGCUGCCACCCCGUGAACCAUGCAAG